AUGGAGAAUGAUGCUAAUUAUUCAGACAAAGAAGAUCAUGAAGAUGAAUUAGAUGAAGAGACAACAAAGAUCCAAGAGCCUCUCUUGUCCAUCACCAACACCAAGGGUGGAUUCAAAACUAUUCCAUUCAUCUUGGCAAAUGAAGCUUUUGAGAAAUUGGCCAGCAGUGGUCUUGGCCCUAACAUGAUCAUUUACCUCAUGUCCGAAUAUAACAUGAGCAUGACCACAGCCUCAAACUUCAUCUUCAUCUGGUCGGCCGCCACCACCUUCUUCCCCAUCCUCGGCGCCAUCAUCGCAGACUCUUAUCUCGGUCGCUUCACCAUGAUCGCAGUUGGAUCCCUUGUUAGCCUACUGGGGAUGAUCCUACUAUGGUUAACAACCAUAAUCCAACAAUCAAGACCUUCACAUUGUGAUCAACAGCAAUUCAUCACAGAUAGUGAUGAUAAUAAUAAUUGCGAAUUCCCGUCAAUACCCCAGAUUAUCUUCUUAUGUAUCGCUUUCGGCCUUAUGUCAAUUGGAGCAGGUGGCACUAGAUCCUCUUCAUUAGCAUUUGGAACAGAUCAACUGCAAACCGACCACCGCCUGAAAACUCCCGGCGCAUUGGCAAGCUACUUCAGCUGGUACUAUGCUUCAUCAGCGUUUUCCAUUAUCGUCGCUAUAACUUUAAUAGUUUAUAUCCAAGAUAAUAUAGGUUGGACAGUUGGUUUUGGUGUACCCGUCGUUCUAAUGUUCAUUUCCACAGUGUUUUUCUUCUCGGCUUCGCGUCUAUACGUUAAGCGAAAGCCGAAGCCGAGCUUGAUCGUCGGUCUGUUUCAAGUGGUCGCAGCCUCGUACAAGAACAGACAUAUCAAGAUGAUGUCGACCCAUGAUUAUUACUGCCACAAGGAUCAACUAGUUCCCAGUGAGAGCUUUGGGUUUUUGAACAAAGCUUGUGUUAUUAAAGAUCGAGAACUAGACUUAACUUCAGAAGGAGAAGCUUUGGAUCCGUGGUGUCUAUGUACUGUCGAACAAGUCGAGGAGCUAAAAUCGUUGAUCAAAGUGUUCCCUUUAUGGUCCACGGGGAUCAUGUUGUGCGUAAUCAUAAACCAGGGCUCGUUCCGUGUGAUCCAAGCCGCGGCAAUGGAUCGACAUGUGAGUUCGACCUUCGAGAUUCCUCCCGGUUCGUUCGGGGUUUUCAUGGUCAUCUCUGUAAUCCUAUGGAUCGGUCUCUACGAUAGAGUAAUCCUGCCGUUAGCAUCGAAAAUCAUGGGGAAACCGGCUCAUAUGACGGCUAAAACGAGGAUGGGGGUCGGACUUUUCUUGUCGUUCAUCACCAUUGCGACGACGGCUCUGGUGGAGAGCUUCCGACGAGCCAAACCACCCACGGUUAAGAUGUCGGCAAUGUGGCUUAUACCGCAAAACUGCUUGGCGGGCCUGGCAGAGGCAUUAAACAUGAUUGGGCAAAACGAGUUUUACAUAUCGGAGUUCCCAGACAGCAUGGCUAGCAUUGCUUCGACUCUGACCGGAGUUGGGUGGUCGGUUGGUAGCUUGCUGGCUAGCUUCAUAUUGAGUAGCGUGGAUAUUGCCACAAAGAAGAAGGAUGGAACAGAGAGCUGGGUUUCAAGUGAUAUAAAUAAGGGUCAUUAUGACUACUAUUGUUGGCUUCUUUCUGGCUUGAGCCUUGUUAAUUUAAUGUAUUUUGUCAUCUGCAGUAGAUCUUAUGGUCCUUGCAAGGGACAAGGAUUAAGUAGAUAA
Messenger RNA from Impatiens glandulifera, 1734 nucleotides. RefSeq names its product protein NRT1/ PTR FAMILY 1.2-like. Bases 1 to 1734 code for a protein of 577 amino acids. Gene Ontology annotation, biological process: transmembrane transport. Gene Ontology annotation, cellular component: plasma membrane. The transcript is spliced from 3 exons. NCBI's taxonomy places the organism in Eukaryota, Viridiplantae, Streptophyta, Magnoliopsida, Ericales, Balsaminaceae. Gene Ontology annotation, molecular function: transmembrane transporter activity. The record is from RefSeq and is a predicted model, not a curated record.